Molecule: messenger RNA, 1003 nt
Organism: Panicum virgatum (switchgrass)
Lineage: Eukaryota; Viridiplantae; Streptophyta; Magnoliopsida; Poales; Poaceae
Product: probable S-adenosylmethionine carrier 2, chloroplastic
Exons: 5
Coding region: 298-864 (188 amino acids)
Cellular component (GO): mitochondrial inner membrane
Molecular function (GO): S-adenosyl-L-methionine transmembrane transporter activity
Source: RefSeq, a predicted model, not a curated record
AUUUCCCUGCUAGGCUGGUUUCCUGUAUAUUCCAAUUUGCUAUUCCUUACUAUAUUUUAUCAAGCUUGUGCACCUUUGGUAUCCUACAAGCAUUUAUAUGAAUAUUUCUUUUCAAGUUUUCUUAGGGUUCCAUGCAAUUUUUCGUAUCUCUUUCUUGCUAAAGUAACAUUGGCUUUAUCAAGUGCAAUCAUCCUUUGUGUUGCAAUCAUGCAAUCAUUCUGUUGAGACACCAAAGCGACAUGAUAGAACUAUAGAAGGCAAGAAAAAUUCUAGAUUGGCUUUCGAUGAGCUUAACCCAUGUCUAAAAAUUUAAGCACCAGAAAUUCCAGGCAAAUCAUAAAUCAAUGGAGAAAACACACAUUACGACCUUCAAACUUUUUAAGCCUUCUAAUUUUAACCUUGAAUUACCAAACAAUUUGCACUCUUCAACUGUGGCUACUGACUGCACCAGAAUCCAAAAUCCAGAUUAGCUUUGCUGACAUGGACACAUGGUACCAAUGUACUGGUGGUUUUUACAUGUGCCAUUACUGGCGCUCUAACAACACCCCUCGAUGUCAUGAAGACAAGAUUGAUGAUUCAGUUGUGCAUGCCCUGCUUCCGUCGCCAACCGGAGCUCCUCAGGUGUGUUGCCGAGCACGCGUCUCCUCAUUUCCUUCUUCGGGACAGGCAAACCAAUAUAGAGGAUUCAUAGACUGUGCUCAAACUAUUCUGCGGGAGGAAGGCACUGGUGCCUUCUUGAAGGGUAUCGAGCCAAGGGUAUUGUGGGUAGGCAUCGGCGGAUCAAUCUUCUUCGGGGUUCUGGAGAAAACAAAAUCGGUUCUAGCUCAGAGGAGCAGCCGUAGGGAUGCUAAGCUCAAACUUUAGAAGAGGGUGGACCGGUGGAUGAUAGAUUAUGGAAUCAUAAAAAUUUCCCUGGGGAACUUUGGUGCCCCGGUUCACAUUCCAUCAUGUCCCAUUCGAGCAAUGUUGAUUCGUCUUGCUUGAGCGAGAGUUCUUGGUUUUC